AUGGAUGAGGCAGCAAAAGGAGCAGACGUCCCUCGAACAAAUUUUGGAACUUUCGUGACAACAUUUGGCAAAACGAUACUUGGCGCACUGAACGCGGCUUUUGACGAUGACAACAGUGGACAGCAGCUUCAACUGUUGCUUCCUGAUUUCAGUGAUUUCAGGCUUUUGGAGUUGUUGGAGCAAGGAAGUGUUCGGGAAUGA
Gongylonema pulchrum is the source of this 201-nucleotide messenger RNA. The record is from the annotation of a GenBank genome assembly. NCBI's taxonomy places the organism in Eukaryota, Metazoa, Nematoda, Chromadorea, Rhabditida, Gongylonematidae.